Molecule: messenger RNA, 2595 nt
Organism: Dicentrarchus labrax (European seabass)
Lineage: Eukaryota; Metazoa; Chordata; Actinopteri; Moronidae
Gene: lmx1bb
Product: LIM homeobox transcription factor 1, beta b
Exons: 9
Coding region: 373-1566 (397 amino acids)
Biological process (GO): neuron differentiation; regulation of transcription by RNA polymerase II
Cellular component (GO): nucleus
Molecular function (GO): RNA polymerase II transcription regulatory region sequence-specific DNA binding; DNA-binding transcription factor activity, RNA polymerase II-specific
Source: RefSeq, a predicted model, not a curated record
GGGAAUGAAAAAAAGUGUAGCCAUGCAUGCAGGAGUGGGAGGAUCCACUCGCCUCAAUCUCGAUCUCAGACUUUUGCAGCGACAGGAGCACAACCAGCCAACCGUCUCUGUGACUUCCAAAGAGUUACUGCCGGGACAUCUACAUACACUCUCCUAAUAUUUUUUUGGGGGGGAGACAUUUGUUGUCAAGUUUGACUUCUAUUUUUUUUUUCUCGCCCUUGACUAAAGUGUUAUCCCGUGAAGAGAUCCCUCUCCCCGCUCUCUCCCGUCGGCUUGAGGACUAGAAGAUAAAGCUUCCUCGGUCCUCUGAUCCUAACAGGUCUGGUGUCGCUGGAGCGCCUCUCCGCGGGAGAACAGUCCGAGACGUGCAUCAUGCUGGACGGCAUAAAAAUUGAAGAUCACCCCCUGCGAUCGGGACAGGCCACGCUCGGAGUCAUGCUCGUCUUUGAUUCAGGGCCUUCUCUCUUUCCUGACGGGGCCCCGGCUCUCCUCUGCCGUUUUCCAGGGACCGACUGUCAUCAUCCAUCCGUGUGUGAAGGAUGCCAGCGUCCCAUCUCCGACCGCUUCUUGAUGAGGGUCAACGAUUCCUCAUGGCACGAGGAGUGUUUGCAGUGCACCGUGUGUCAACAGCCUCUCACCACCAGCUGUUACUUCAGAGAAAGGAAACUUUACUGCAAACACGACUACCAACAGUUGUUUGCGACCAAGUGCAGUGGCUGCAUGGAGAAAAUCGCCCCCACAGAGUUUGUGAUGCGCGCUCUGGAGUGCGUCUACCACCUGAACUGCUUCUGCUGCUGCGUGUGCGACCGGCAGCUGAGGAAGGGCGACGAGUUUGUCCUGAAGGAGGGCCAGCUGCUGUGCAAGAUCGACUACGAGAGGGAGAAGGACUUACUCAGCUCGGUUAGCCCGGAUGACUCAGACUCAGAGAAAAGUGACGAUGAGGAGUUGGACAUCAAGCCGGAGAAAGGCAUUGGAGGCCAGGGGAAAGGGGACGACGGGAAGGAUCCCAGGAGGCCCAAAAGACCACGAACCAUCCUGACCACUCAACAAAGGCGGGCCUUCAAGGCCUCCUUUGAGGUGUCCUCAAAACCCUGCAGAAAGGUGAGGGAGACGCUGGCUGCGGAGACAGGACUCAGUGUCCGGGUGGUGCAGGUGUGGUUUCAGAACCAGAGAGCUAAGAUGAAGAAGUUGGCAAGAAGACAGCAGCAACAACAAGAACAACAGAAUUCUCAGAGACUUGGCCAAGAGGUGAUGUCCAAUCGCAUGGAGGGGAUGAUGAACUCCUUCACGCCGCUGGCUCCGCCACAGCAGCAGCUGGUCGCCAUGGAUCAGAAUGGUUACAGCACAGACCCGUUCCAACAGGGGCUCACCCCCCCACAGAUGCCCGGGGACCACAUGAACCCAUAUGGUAAUGAUUCUGCAUUCCAUGACAUAGACAGCGACACGUCUUUAACCAGCCUCAGUGACUGCUUCAUGGCAUCGUCGGAAGUCAACUCCAUGCAGGCUCGCGUGGGGAACCCCAUCGACCGCCUCUACUCCAUGCAGAACUCUUAUUUCGCAUCAUGAAAGAGAAGAGUGAAAAAAAGAACAUCAGCACAGAAUAAACUGCCCAUCUCAACCGAAAGCGCGAUGGCCAGGAGUUUCUACACCAACACGGACACGACAGAAGAAACACCUCCUUGCAGUAGCUCCUGGUUAUGUGCUGAAGCUUACUCAAAGAUAGUAAAACCACUUGUUGUAGGACAGUGAAGAUUCCUGGGGAAAAAGACUUAAAUAUUGUUAGAGAUUAUUCAGUAGGAUUGCUUAUUUGUCACAGGAGAUCUUUUCUUUGUUCACUUAAAGAAAACAAGUAGAUAUUGAAGCCACUUAUUACACACUCUCAAACCAAAUAACACAGUGAAUUUAUACAGUGCAUGAUCAAUUGUAAACUAAAACUUUUUGUAAGCCCCCCCUGGUUAAGAUGUGGUGUUUGGACUGUUUCUUCUUUACACUACAUGGAUUUCCAUGUUCACCGUUAGCAUUUUGAUCACUUUCAAUAGGUUUAGAUAUUGUGUUAAUAGUGAAUAGGUGCAGCAUGUCUGCAAGAGUGACUGUACAUUUGUGUAUGUAUGAGAGUUUGUGGUGAGAAAGAAUUGUUUAGAGGAGAAAAAAGUGGAGAAUUCGGUGGACAAGUAGGAUCAGUGAAGUGUAAAUACUCUUCCCAGGCAAAUUGGAUGUGCAUGUUAAAAAUGGAAAGCAUUCUAUUUAUUUAACUAUAACAGGCUCUUGAAGGUGCAUAUUAAAACUGAAAAGCUUUAUUUAAAAAGGAGAGAGUUUUUUUUUUUGUUGAGCAAUUAGUGAGUUCAUGAGUAUCACAACUCAUCUGUAAGCCUUUUUAAUAUGAAGAUUAACCCUUUUGUUUUGUUUUUUCUUCAGCCAAGCUGUAAAUGAGCAAUGUUGCUAUUUAUUUCGUACAGACCAUAAACCUUUUUGUUGUCAUUGUCAUAUGUGCAUUCUCAAAUUGUUAAAGUUGCUAAUUGACCAAAGUUGACUGGUUUGAUGAAUAAACAAUGUCUUUCUCCUGAUAACAUUAAAAUAAAUGCCAUUCAGUGAUCA